This is a messenger RNA of Lolium rigidum, 2415 nucleotides long. RefSeq names its product P-loop NTPase domain-containing protein LPA1 homolog. The record is from RefSeq and is a predicted model, not a curated record. Lineage: Eukaryota; Viridiplantae; Streptophyta; Magnoliopsida; Poales; Poaceae. Bases 10 to 2166 code for a protein of 718 amino acids. The transcript is spliced from 7 exons.
CGCCGCGCCAUGGCCGGCCGGGCGAAGCUCCUGUACAUUGUGGUCGUCGACGACAAUGGCUCCUCCUUCCGCUACACCCGAUCCCUCCUCCACAGCACCCUCCAGCUCAUGGGAUGCAAGCCGAGGCACGCCUUCGAGAUUAGCCGGAGGGUGUUCGAUGUGAUCCGAGGCGACCCUGCGGAGAUGAACAUGCUGAUGGCCAUGUCCGGCGGCGGCGGCGGCGGCGGCGUGCAGCGGUACGAGCUCCCGGACGCCGCCACCAGCCCGCGCCAGUUCCAGUUCGAGCUCUACAAGCGCCGCACCACCGUCCUCGUCCCCAGGGACCUCUUCAUCCAGCUCGUCUGCCAGGCCCUCUCCCUGUACAAGUACCUAUCGCCCAACCAGAGGAACGAUCUCAUGCUCGCCUGCAGGAUUAAAGAAAGAAAGGAGUCUGUCACGGUUCUCCUCUGCGGCACUAGUGGUUGUGGCAAGUCCACUCUUUCUACUUUGCUGGGGAGCAGAUUAGGGAUCACGACUGUAGUUUCCACAGACUCCAUACGUCACAUGAUGCGGAGCUUUGUUGACGAGAAAGAAAACCCCCUUCUUUGGGCAUCAACUUACCAUGCAGGUGAAUGCCUUGACCCAAUAGCAGUUUCUGAAGCAAAAGCCAGGCGGAAAGCGAAAAAACGCUCAGGCGUGUCAAGCAGCCCGGGUAUGGAUUACGAGAGGAGUGGGGUUCAAAGUGACAAGUUUGACGGAAAACCAAUUGGGAGGAAACAAAUGGCUAUUGAAGGUUAUAAAGCACAAAGUGAGAUGGUGAUUGAUAGUUUGGAUCGGCUAAUUACUGCCUGGGAAGAUCGGAAAGAAUCAGUUGUCGUUGAGGGUGUUCACCUGAGCCUUAAUUUUGUGAUGGGGUUAAUGAAGAAACAUCCAUCAAUAAUUCCUUUCAUGAUCUACAUAUCCAGUGAGGGCAAACACACGGAGAGGUUUGCUGUACGUGCAAAAUACAUGACACUUGACCCAACAAAAAAUAAGUAUGUCAAAUACAUCAACAAUAUUAGAACCAUCCAAGAGUACCUCUGCAGUCGGGCUGACAAGUACUUAGUUCCCAAGGUAAACAACACUAAUGUUGACCGGAGUGUGGCUUCUAUCCAUGCCACCGUCUUUAGCUCCCUCCGCAGGCGAGCUGCUGGAGAUCAGUUGUAUGACCCUGGUACAAAUACUGUAGCUGCUGUAAAUGACGAGUACAAAAACCAAUGUGUUGCUAACUCGAUGAGUUCCAAGGGGAUGUUCAAAUUAAUCCAACGCCUAGGGUCCUCAAGAAAGCUCAUGGCCAUAAUCAAUGUGGAUGGGUCUGUUUCAAAGGCUUGGCCUGUUGAGUCCAGUGGUGGAGACGGAAAAAGCAGUGCGGAAGAUGGCAACCAGAAAUCUCUAGGAAAUCCAAUAUAUGGACCUCUGAAUAUCGGAAGAGCAGAGUCGGUCAAUCUCCAGUUUGGCUCCUUUGGUAUAAGUGCCUGGCCUACAGACACUGGCUGUACGAGUCAAGCUGGAAAUGUCGACGACUCAUGGAUCGAUGGUAAUGAAGGCAGUAGCAGCCAUGUUGCGUCUUCGUCUGGUUCCCCUAAGAAGUUGGAUGGACACUGUAAAGAGAUUAAAGAGUCAUCAGCUGCAUCAGGCAGUGAUGACGACGACGAAGACGAAGCUGAAGUUCCACCUAACUCAGGGAGUGAUGAGGACCUAAGUGAAGAAGAUAACGAGGAAAACCAUGAUGAGAUGGAAGGGUCUGUCGAUGAGGAUUGCAACAGGUCUGAUGAGGAAUAUGAUGACCUGGCGAUGCGGGACAGCAUGGAGAUCGGUUACUUGAGCGAUGAUGGCAUGGUGCGCACCUGCUUAAGCAAUAGGUUUCCAGAUGGCAACCAACACCAAAGCCACCGCCGCACACCAAGGAAGCAGCUGGAGACCCUGCGAAGCCUGUCGAAGAUUAACAUUUCCGUUCCUGACACAGCACGCUCUUCUUCCUCUGUCGUCGUCCCUCCAGGCACAGCCGGCAGGAGGAACACGACAGCCAGAAGGGUGAGGCGGACCCUGAGCGACUCAUUCCACUCGCGGCCGAGGAGCUGCCCGUCUCUUGCCGAACCAGUGACAAAGCCGGAGGGCUCGGCUGUUCCAGUGGCUCCUGAUAGGUAGGUAGGUGUAUAUAUGUGUUCAUCUGUUGAUGUAAUAAUGAAUAACCAGGAAAGGGCAGGGAAGGGGUGCUACUUGGAUGUGGGUGUUUGCUGGCGAGCUGAAUAAUGGAACGUCUUUGGUUUGUGCAGUUUCUAACUGACCAUCUUUUUUCUUUUUUCUUUUCUUUUGGGGUCUGGAAUUGAGAGAGUUCUUUUCGUGUGUUUACUUCUGGAUCCUGCAAUACCAAUAUAUAAUGCUGGAUAAGAUAUA